Molecule: messenger RNA, 821 nt
Organism: Microtus ochrogaster (prairie vole)
Lineage: Eukaryota; Metazoa; Chordata; Mammalia; Rodentia; Cricetidae
Source: RefSeq, a predicted model, not a curated record
GGCCCUUCCUGGCAAGAUGAAUCCCACCAGCUUCUUCCUCCUUACAUUGCUCCUGGUUCUGGUGACAGAAGCAGCUGCGAGGGGACCCCGUGAAAAGUUCUCACAAUCAUCUGAAGAACAUUCUAGUGAAAUCUCUGAAGUCGGCGGGAGCAGUGGUGGAUCAAGUUCUGCCAAUGAGGAAUACAGCCGGAGUGAGAGCUCAUGGAGUUCCUUCAAAUCAAAAAAUCCCAAAAGUGGCUUCAGUGAGGAAGGCUCAUGGAGUUCCUUUAAAUCAAAAAAUCCCAAAAAUGGCUUCAGUGAGGAGGGCUCGUGGAGUUCCUUUAAAUCAAAAAAUCCAAAGAGCAGCGUCAGUGAGGAAGGCUCGUGGAGUUCCUUUAAAUCAAAAAAUCCAAAGAGCAGCGUCAGUGAGGAAGGCUCGUGGAGUUCCUUUAAAUCAAAAAAUCCAAAGAGCAGCGUCAGUGAGGAAGGCUCAUGGAGCAGCUUUAAGUCAAAAAGUGCAAAGAGCAGUGUCGGCGAGGAAGGCUCUGAUGGUGACAGAGCCAGCGAGUCUGCAGGGGAAAUAGAGCGGUCUUACACACGGAGAAAGGAAAAGCAACGGUUUGGACAAGAAGUAGCUAAGUGAUACGGCCAUGGACCAGCUGAAGAUCCGGAUCAAUACAAAGGAGUCACCUUGUCUGAAUGAAGCCUGUGAUAUCUUCAGGAUGGAGACUCCUGUGGAUUUCGAUUCUUUCUCAUACUUGUUUUUCUUUUUUUGAGGUUCUCAACCCCAGCAUUUAUUAAAACACUUUCUUUCCAAUAAAAAGACAACAUUCUGCAUCAAA